GCGGGCCGCGCACCGCAACGCGCUGCUGCUGGACGCCGGGGACCAGUACCAGGGCACCGUGUGGUUCUCCCGCUUCAAGGGCCGCGAGGCCGUCCACUUCAUGAACCUCCUGCGCUACGAUGCUAUGGCUUUGGGUAACCAUGAAUUUGAUGAAGGUGUGAGUGGACUGUUGGAUCCUCUUCUUAAAAACGCAAAUUUUACAGUCCUGAGUGCAAAUAUUAAAGGGAAAACUCCAUUAGGAAAUGAAAUGAUGAAAUACGUUCAUCCUUUUAAAAUAGUUCGUUUUGGCUCAGAAUCAGUUGGAAUUGUUGGCUACACUACAAAGGAAACUUCUUUUCUUUCACAGCCAGGGGAUGAUGUAACCUUUGAAGAUGAAAUUGAAGCAUUGCAACUGCAAGUGAAUAAACUUACUGCUAUGGGAGUGAACAAAAUAAUUGCACUAGGACAUUCUGGUUUUACCGUGGACAAAAAUAUUGCCCAAAAAGUGAAAGGAGUGGAUGUUGUGAUUGGAGGACAUACAAACACAUUUCUCUACACAGGCACCCCACCCUCCACUGAACUGCCAGCUGGCCCCUAUCCAUUCAUGGUUGACUCGGAUGAUGGGAGGAAGGUGCCAGUUGUACAAGCUUACGCUUAUGGAAAAUAUCUUGGUUACUUAAAUGUUACAUUUGACAAGAAAGGAAAUGUAGUUGAAGCAGUUGGAAACCCCAUUCUGCUGGACAGCAGUAUUCCUGAAGAUGAGCACAUUAAGGAAGAAGUGGAAAAAUGGAGAGAGAACCUGGGGAAUUAUUCUGAAGAGAUUGGAAAAACUAGCGUUUACCUGAAUGGUACAAGCCAAGCAUGCCGUUUCCAAGAAUGUAACAUGGGAAAUUUGCUUUGUGAUGCUGCGCUUCAUGAGAAUGUCAGGCAGCCAGAUAAAAAGAUGUGGAAUCACGUUUCAAUGUGCAUCCUGAACGGAGGUGGGAUACGGUCACCCAUUGAUGAGCAGAGCACUAAUGGUAGCAUUACUGUGGAAGAUUUGCUGUCUGUUUUGCCAUUUGGAGGUCGUUUUGAUAUGGUGACGUUAAAAGGUUCCACACUGAAAGAAGCUUUUGAGCACAGUGUGAGGAGAUAUGGAAAAGGAAGUGGAGAGCUGCUGCAGGUUGGAGGCAUCCACGUGGUCUAUGACCUCUCCAGAGCCCCAGGAAGCAGAGUUGUUAGCUUAGAAGUGCUUUGCACAGCCUGCCGAGUCCCAGCCUAUGUCCCACUCCAGAUGGAUGAAAUCUACAAUGUGACUCUGCCAUCCUACAUGUUAUUUGGAGGAGAUGGCUACAGUAUGCUGAAAGACAAAAAUCUGGGAUACAGUAAAGGUGAACCUGACAUUGAGGUUGUUUCCCGCUACCUCCAGAGAAUGAAGAGAGUUUACCCAGCAGUUGAAGGUCGAAUAAAAUUUUCUUCUGGAAGUCUUACUGAAGCAAGUCUCACCCUGAUCUCUGUAUUGCUCAUGGUGACAUUCUUGCACACUUGAUUUUUUGUUUGGAGGAAUACAGGAGAGGUGAUACUGAGGAAGCUGUAAGAGACCUGUUCUCUUCUGUCACACCUUACAACGAAUGAGCAGUGAGCAGCCCCCAGCACUGUCUUUAACCUGGUGCUGCCACUGGAGCACUGUGUGCAGAGCAGAGGGCAGAAUCCGUGACUUCUCUUGGUCAGAAUACGCAGGUACCUGAAAUUGAGGUCUCAAAAGCAAAGUUCCAGUGAAUACUUACUGCUCAAUCAUAAAACAAGGACAGACUGAAAUGGGGUAUUAUAAAUUGUCAAAUUCUUACAGCUGCUUUAGACAGUGACUUAAGAACCUGAUUCCAGAUGUAAACAAGCUUCUAGAAAUAGAUUUAUUAUAGAUGAAUAUUCCUUUCUUUGAUCUCCACUCAGGGUUAAGGUAUUCAAUCUAACAUUUCUACUUUGCUUUCAGUUAUAUUUAUCAUACCUACAUGAAGGCCUGAAAGAGCUGGAUUAAACUCAGUGCCAUUAAAACCACGAGGUCUAUUUAAUAGGCAAUUUAAAAAAAAAUGUUUUACUUUUGAAAAAGAAACAUCACAGUCAUAUUUUCCAUCAAUAAAGGACAUAAUGACAGCUUGACUUGAUUUUAAUCAAUUUUAACAAAUUAAGUAUUCUUCACUCUUAAAUAUGACCAGAUGGGGGACUGUAUGAGAGAGAGAGAACACGGAGUGAGAACACAAUCUGUGACUGUACUUCAUAUAAAUAUGUUCAAUUUUAUACCUAUUCCAAAGAACAAAGUACAGGUCUGCUGCCUGUUAAUCUGUAUUAGCAACAUUCCAAGGAAAUGUCAGAUACAGGCAUUGACUCCUGCAGUACUUUUGGCAUCCUUUGGAAAUAAUCAGGUAACGGGGCUCUUUACAGCAUAACCUGCCUUUAUGAUAACUGUAAUUAUACCUCUUCUACGGGAAGGAUGUGUUUAAAAAUUACUUGUAAGAGACAGGCUAGUGAGUAUGAAAUCAGAUUAAAUGCUAAAUGCACAUUGCUGAUGCUUUAUCAAUAAAUGAUUGCUUACAAAUGAGGACAAAAAAAAUAUUAUUUUUCUAAGAUUACUGGGAAUUUUGACAUCGACAUGCUUGGGUUGUUUAUUGCUGUUUUAAACUGACUGUAAGUGUUUUGAAUAAACCUGCUAUGUUUUCCUGGAAAGCCCACUACACUCUUUUUCAACAAUGAAGCUGCCUCUUCCAUUCACUGCACCUGUGAAUUUCAAGGAGAAGGUGCAUGAAGACAAACAUUCAGUAUGCUGCAAUUUAAAGACCCCAUUCAUUUCCACAUCCAUUAAAGAGCAGUGCCUGAAAGGCUCUGAACUACACAGCUGCAUUAGGUAAGGGGUGUACAACAGGGAGACAAAUGACAACUGACCUCAACACACUACAGGUUAGGCCCUGGCUUUGAUGAUUUGUCACUACUACUCCCUAAAUUGUUAGUUUAUAGAAUGGUCUUCCCCCAUCAACAUCAACCCAGUAAUAGAGAGGGCAAUGAUGGGCAGAGCUGUACCUGCAUACCAAUUCUGAGAGUUGCAACAACUGCUUUGGCAGAGCCAGAAAGGAGAAAAGUAACACUUUUACCUUCCUUUGACAAACAGAAGGGAGAGGAAUUGACAAAGAACACCAAUGCUGCAUUAGAUUGGUUGGUUUGUAAAAGAGGAGAAAAAGGGUGCUUGAAAAGAAAAAUUAAGGAAUGCCUAUUAAAGUAUCUCUGUAUUUUCUGUGAGUAAAACUUGUCAUAAAUCCACACGUAAAAGUCCUUUUCAAAAUCUCUUUUAUAAAGGCCAGGCCAACAAAUUAAGAUUUAGAGAGAAAAAUCUUCCUUUUCAUAUGAAUGGAUUUUUAUAAAAUGCUGUGAACAGACUCACAUCCUCUUUUCUAAGCCUGUAAAGAGGAUGUCAGAAAAAACCCACAAAGCCAGAUAAGAAACUGCAGAAAAAUAAAAGCUAAGUUGAAAGUCAAAACCACUUUUCACAUCCGUGAUUAUUUUAAGAAGGCUUUAGAUUUGAAGGUCAGGUAUUAAAAAGACUAAAUUACAAAUGUGAUUUUCCAUGCUCACAGAAAUAUGAAGGCUAAAGACAGUUCUGAGAUUAAUUAUUUGUAUGCAACAGAUUCAAUCAUAUACUUCUGCUGUUAAAAAAACCAAAAGGAUUUGUUAAGACAUUUUAAAAUAACUUAAUGGGAGCAUUCUACAACUUCUUCCAAAUAAUUUUUAUACAUAUCCUUUCAGGAAGACACCCGGUAAUUGCUCUUUUAACAAAGUGUAAGUUGGCUGAUCGCCCAGCUGUCUUUUUUGAUGUCAUCCUGUAGUUUCAUACACUGAGAGAUUUUGGUGAAAUUAAUUGGACUUUUACUGGUAACAGCUAAAACAAAUUUUAAAUAAAAAGUAUAGAUUU
Messenger RNA from Ficedula albicollis (Collared flycatcher), 3916 nucleotides. RefSeq names its product 5'-nucleotidase ecto (gene NT5E). The coding region runs from base 101 to 1507 and encodes 468 amino acids. Gene Ontology annotation, molecular function: metal ion binding; nucleotide binding; 5'-nucleotidase activity. Lineage: Eukaryota; Metazoa; Chordata; Aves; Passeriformes; Muscicapidae. Gene Ontology annotation, cellular component: plasma membrane. Gene Ontology annotation, biological process: AMP catabolic process. The transcript is spliced from 10 exons. The record is from RefSeq and is a predicted model, not a curated record.